Messenger RNA from Bufo bufo (common toad), 3535 nucleotides. Its product is annotated as serine/threonine-protein kinase D3-like. Lineage: Eukaryota; Metazoa; Chordata; Amphibia; Anura; Bufonidae. The record is from RefSeq and is a predicted model, not a curated record. Gene Ontology annotation, molecular function: ATP binding; protein serine/threonine kinase activity. Gene Ontology annotation, biological process: protein phosphorylation. The transcript has 19 exons. The coding region runs from base 631 to 3102 and encodes 823 amino acids.
ACAGGACAGAGCAGCUCAUGAAUUUCCUGUCUCUGAAGUUGUACACAGAAAAUAAGAAGACUUGAGAUGUUCAGAGAGGAAGCUGCCAGAAGAGUAGAAAGCGCAGAGAGUUGCCACUGGCAGCACAAGCAGCUCUUGGCCGUGAAAGAAGAUUGAAAGAAAAGUUCAGUGACGACUCCUUAACUGCACUCUUUAAUGCUGGAAAUGUUACUCAGCUAAUAUCAACAACUCAUGUGUUAAUCUCUUGAAAGCCUUAUAGAAAAUGAGUAAUGCAUGUUUGGAUUUCUUGGGACCUCCUGGAAAGGGCUAAAGUUAAACAUCAGAGGAUUUCAUCACAGCGAAACUAUUAUUUGCUGGAUUGCUUUGAUUUUUUUUUUUUGAACUGUUGGAUUACGAGUCAGUAUAAUUGUACUUCUACAAUCUAGAUGUUUAUUUCUUCAUAUUCAGCACCAGAAAGGAUUGUUACAUAAUUGUGGAUUAUUAUAAACCAGAAGUAAGGCAUGGGUUAUAAUGUGCAAGAAGCCGAUUGAUAAAUGUUUCCUUCCAUUUGUCUGAUAAAAGGAAGGGAAUACUCAGAAAAAGUCUUCUAAUAAUCAGUACAACUUGGUGCUAGCCCAGUGUUCUCAGUAGAUGUUCACAAUGACUUUGGAUAAAGCCUCUCUGGGAAAAACAACAGUCAAGCUCCAGAUAGGUCUAUGUCGUGAGGCCUAUCACCUCCACCCUAGUGAGGUCAAUUUCCAAACAGUGAAGAGGCUCGCUGUGGACCUUGUGGAAAAGAAGUAUCCUGAAUAUGGAUUUUUGGGUGUUUCCGAAAAGAUUCAACUUUUUCGCCAUAACCUAAACUCAGAAAAUGUCCUGGAGCUUCUUAUACCCAGCAAUUUUAUAGGAGAAGGAGAAUUAAUUGAAGUAAUUCUUCCUGCUUCUGUGUCCCUUGACUUCUCAAUCCGACCUCACAUCCUACUAGUUCAUUCCUACAAAUCUCCAGCCUUUUGUGACUAUUGUGGAGAGAUGUUGUUUGGCUUGGUGAGACAAGGUCUAAAAUGUCAAGGCUGCGGUCUUAACUAUCACAAGAGAUGUGCCUUUAAGAUACCUAACAAUUGCAGGGGUGUCAAAAGAAGCCACCUUUCCAGUAGAUCAUUUACAGGAGCAAGUUCUUUCACCAAACAAAGGACGUUACCUACUGGAGGCAGUCUAGAGGACCUAGGAGCGCAUUAUUCAGAGUCACAGGUUAACAACAAGAAAUCUCGGGUCCCCUCCUUCAAGGGACGACCGAUAUGGAAAGAUUGGCAAGAUAUGAACAGAGUGAAGGUCCCUCACACCUUUCAAGUCCAUACGUAUACACGUCCCACAAUUUGUCAGCAUUGCCGUCGCCUCCUAAAGGGGAUUUUCAGACAGGGAAUGCAGUGCAAAGACUGCCGCUUCAAUUGUCACAGACGAUGCGUGCCAGAUGUACCAGACGAGUGCCUGGGAGAGGUAUCCAGUAUUGAUGGAGAAGAUGGAGAAAGUUUUAGCCAAGAAGUUGAAGAUGAAAAUGAGAAUGAACGACCAGUCAGCCUCAGUGGUAGUACACAGGAUGAAGAGGAGUGUUUGCUUAAAAGUACAGAAAGCGCGGUUUGUCCAUGUGAUAACACAGCGUUUGAAAGUAACUUCAUCCCACUCAUGAGAGUUGUGCAGUCUGUGCGGUAUAACAAGAAGAAGAACAGUUGUGUGUUGAUUGAAGGCUGGCUUGUCCACUUUACCAGCAAGGACAGUAUGAGGAAGAAACAUUACUGGCAGCUGGAUAGUAAAUGUAUAACCUUAUUCCAUAACGAAACUGGUGGCAAAUUUUACAAGGAACUGCCUCUUUCUGAUAUUCUUCACAUUGAGGCUUUUGACAAAAAUGUCAAUGGCCUGAGUAAAGAUGGAGAGACACCACACUGCUUUGAGCUGUUGACAGACACCUUGGUGUAUUACGUUGGGGAGAGACGUCCUAAUCCACAGGCUGGUUACAACCGUGCAGAUUCUGGAGAUACCUGGUAUAGAAUGAUUCGUCAAGCCUUGAUGCCUGGCAUGAAUGAGAGCACACCAACAAAGGAUUUGGCUCAGCCAAGCAUUCCAGGAGCUUCUAUUCAACCACAGCAUAAUUUGGAUAUCAGUCAUAUGUAUCAGAUCUUCCCGGAUGAAGUUCUAGGAUCAGGACAAUUUGGCAUUGUCCAUGGAGGAAAGCAUCGGAAAACUGGGAGAGAUGUUGCAAUAAAAAUCAUUGAUAAGCUUAGAUUUCCCAGCAGGCAAGAAAGUCAGCUAAGAAACGAGGUGGCCAUACUGCAGAACUUGCGCUGCCCUGGUGUUGUUGACCUUGAAGCUAUGUGUGAGACCCCUGAACGUAUUUAUGUAGUCAUGGAAAAGCUACAUGGUGAUAUGUUGGAAAUGAUCCUGUCCAGUGACAAAGGUAGACUUCCUGAAAGGAUCACAAGGUUUAUUGUGACUCAGAUAUUGGUAGCUCUACGCCACCUUCACGCAAAGAAUAUAGUUCACUGUGAUCUCAAACCGGAGAAUGUUCUCUUAGUAACAGAAGAUCCAUUUCCACAGGUAAAACUUUGUGACUUUGGCUUUGCUCGCAUCAUUGGUGAAAAGUCUUUCAGAAGGUCUGUUGUUGGGACUCCUGCAUAUCUGGCCCCUGAAGUUUUGAGGAACAUUGGUUACAAUCGGUCACUAGAUAUGUGGUCUGUUGGAGUGAUCAUCUAUGUCAGCCUUAGUGGUACCUUUCCCUUUAACGAAGAUGAAGAUAUUAAUGAUCAGAUACGGAAUGCAGCAUUUAUGUAUCCUAAGAACCCGUGGAAUGAAAUUUCAAAUGAUGCAAUUGCCCUUAUUAGCAGUUUGUUGCAAGUACAAAUCAGAAGACGAUUCAGUGUGGACAAGGCGCUUAGUCACCCAUGGAUGCAGGAUUUUCAAACUUGGUUGGACCUCCGGGAGUUAGAGACCAAAGUUGGGCAAAGAUACAUUACUCAUGAGAGUGAUGAUGCACGCUGGCAGCGAUUUGCAGAGGAAUGUGGUAUUGAAUACCCUCAACAUUUUGUCAUGGGUCCCCGGUAUGAUGAAACCGAAGAGGAAGAUGAAGAAUAAAGGCUUACAGGAUCUGUGAUGGUGAAUACUGUUUAUUGGUCAAGUGAAAGACUUGAACGCUUUUUUGUUUUUUAUUUUGUGUCAUACCCAGUGGCCUGAAGGGUUAAUGACGAUGAGGGACAUUGAGCUUUAUUGGACAGUAAGAGUAUAUUUCUGAUUAUAUAUAAAAUUAUAUUUGUAACCAUAACAUACAGAUAUUCAUUAAAACAAGAAACAUAUUUUCAUUUGCAUCCACAUUCUUGAAUGAAUUGUACGGCUAAAUACUUUCACUGCAAACUAAGACAAAGCUAAACCAUAGCUUUUAUUUAAUGUAUUAGGCUACUUUCACACUAGCGUUUUAGUUUUACGGUACUGAGUUCCGUCAUAGGGGCUCAAUACCGGAAAAAACACUUCAGUUUUGUCCCCAUUCAUUAUCAAUGGGGACAAAACUGAA